AAAAGAAUCGUCAAGUGUAGCGGUAGCCACGCGGAAAAACCGAAAGAGGGCACGUAUGCGUCGCAGAAAGCCAGAACAUAAAAAGAUGGGAUAUCGGAUGGAUGGAAUAUUCCGGAUGUACAUUGGUGAUGUUGAAUAUGGAGCGAUUGAAGUGGCCAAGAAGUUUGAUACAACCAAACUGCUGACCGAUGGGUUUAAACUGAUGAAGGCUAUGCAUGAUAUCUUUGUAUGCUUAAGCCUCAAAUUGCAAGUUUUACAAAUGAGUAGUCCUAAGGGAUAUAUAACAAUAUUAAAACGAGAGAAGAUCCUUGAUGUGCCAGUUAUGGCCGAAAAAAUAAAAGAUCUUAUCAGGGUGUUGGCUAAUGUGUGGAGAAUGAAGAAAAUGAUCAUGGAUUGCAUGGAGGUAGUGAACAUGAGAACCCAAGAUCAGACAGAUUUUCUGCGAGAAAUAAUGGGCACAGAUACUCCACCAAUUACAAUUUUUAUUCCAU
Messenger RNA from Paraglomus occultum, 491 nucleotides. The record is from the annotation of a GenBank genome assembly. Lineage: Eukaryota; Fungi; Glomeromycota; Glomeromycetes; Paraglomerales; Paraglomeraceae.